Lineus longissimus is the source of this 1961-nucleotide messenger RNA. Its product is annotated as calmodulin-like. The transcript is spliced from 5 exons. The record is from RefSeq and is a predicted model, not a curated record. Lineage: Eukaryota; Metazoa; Nemertea; Pilidiophora; Heteronemertea; Lineidae. Gene Ontology annotation, molecular function: calcium ion binding. The coding region runs from base 112 to 582 and encodes 156 amino acids.
CUUUCAUUUUAGUGCUUGGUUGGUAAAAGGGCCUAGUUAACAUAAGGACUUCUAGUAAAAGCAGGUGAAGGUUUUCGGUUUGCCAGUGGUAGUUGCUCAGAGACCAGCAAAAUGACGACAACAGAAUCAGUUAAGGAUAUGAUAUCACCUGAACGCCUCGAAGCUUUAAAGAAAGCGUUCAGUGUGUAUGACAAGGAUGGUAACGGGAGGAUCUCCAGCUCAGAGCUUAGGAAGACCUUGCAGGCGAUGGGUGACAACCCAACAGAGGCUGAGGCCAAGACCAUGCUGAAUGCGGUCGAUAAAGACGAAAAUGGUUACAUUGAUUUCGAGGAGUUCUUACAAAUGAUGCAGCCACAUUUCAACAAAUCUUUCAACCCUCAGAAGGAGUUGGAGGAUGCGUUUACCAAGCUAGACAGGAAUAAGGAUGGGAAGAUCACCCCUGAUGAGCUGAUACACUACCUGACCGAGACAGGCGACGAGCAACUGACCAUAGAGGAGGCAGAGGAGUUUGUCAGGGAGUUUGAUAAGAAUGGCGACGGGGCCAUUGAUUAUAAAGAAUUCAUCCAAAUGAUAGUCACGUGAUAUACCUAAAAGGAACCAGACGUGCAUCAAUUUUCAAAGGAAUGGACUGGUUUUAUUGAUAUCCAUUUGUGAUAUAUGUAACUGCAUUAAUCCGUCUUUGCGUAGCUGGUGACCAGUCUUUUAGACCUUAGAUUUCGGCUGUUUACUCUUGGUAAAGAUGAAGCACGUAUGGAUAAACCGGGAAGAUGAGUCCGAAGCUAUUGACAGUAUUCUUUUCAUCAGUGAUCGUAGCAAUACACCUGAUUCCCUCACCGAAAAAGUAGCACAUGACAAUGACAUUUUCCCAGGGCGACAUGGAUUCCUGUUACAACGGAUAUAUGUAAAUUGCUAGAGAAAACGUAUCUGUAAAAUCCUGCAGAUUAGCAAAAGGUGUUUGGUUCAGAAUAACCUUUAUGGUGUGGGUUGUUUUUUAUGUCUUAUAAGACGAAAAAAGAGACUUAACUUGGAUUUAUUGUUCUUAAGAGUCGUGCAGGCAUUCAGAAGCCUCCUGAGAAUUGGUUGAGAAGAAAUUUCACUAUAUAUCCGAUGCAGCUAAGCACGCGAAACUUCAACAAGAACGAGGGCGCUUUAUUGGAGAAAGUAUGAGUCCAAAACACUUUGAGAUAUUUUCCCAAACUGUUGUCUGACUUCUUGGAAUACUUAGUCGAAAAAAAUGAAAAGUCAAGUAAACAGGUCCGCUGUUUUUAUGCCAGUUACAUCGAGUUGGCGAGCAAGGAUUUCUUAUUUUACGAGUAGUAAACUUGGCACCAGUUUUAUUCACGUUCACCUCAGGGUUGAAAAGUACUCGAGAAGACGAAAACCGCAGCAACUUGCAAAUAUUACCUUAAAUAUAACUAAAGGGCAUAAAAAUAACUUCCGUUUUUUAUUAAAUUGAAAACAAACGCCUUAUAAUUAGAAAAACAGCUGCGUAAUAUACUUUAUUUUCGAUAUAAUUUUGUCAAUAUGAUUUAUGUUAGCCAUUGUUCGACGUCCUUCUUUGAAUUCUUUCUUGUUAAGGCUCCCUCUGUAUGUUGUUGUGCUUCCACUCCAUAAGACCUAUUUACUAAUACCGUUAAGAAGACGGCUUUCUUGACUAGCUACGUGGCCACACAGUUAAAGCUUGCAAUUGAUGACCCAAUAUCGAAAAUCGAGAUCGAACAACUGAUCUCGAGAGGAGUAAAAGAGUGAGCAUUGCUCCCUUACCUGAGUAAGAAUGCUCAUCAAAACGUGUUUACAUUUUCAGUAACUCAACAUUGGUGUAUGACACGUCAGAAUAAGAGCGUCUCUGCUUUAGUGACGAUCCAGCAAGAAACUGAUCACUCUUCCUGGUGCCAUCUCUUGGAUUAAAAAAAGUGCAUUCCAGUAUUAUUAGGCCCCAGCAAUAUCUAUUUCAAUGUAAA